UUAGCGCUGUCCACUUCAGCACCAGGCAGGAUAAUAGUCAGCUCGAACUUUGGAAUCCAGGACCACGAACAAAACCUUCACAAAAGGACGGCACCGCUAAGCGUCACACGGUGUCCGAAAUACAUAAACCAUCACCGCCGUCAGCCGUCCAACAACUCCGUUAUUCACGAGAGAGAGAAGAACAAGAGCGCUGUGGCCAUGUACGAUGGGGCGAGGGUGCCUUCCCCCCAGGACAGUGUCAACGGUGUGCCCCCUGCUGCCGUGAACCUGGCAGGAACAGAUGCGGGGUCAGGCGGGUCAGCGUCAGUGCCCACCCCGGCCGUGCAACCCAAGCCAGAAGAAGAGGAGGGGCCUGAGGUGGAAGAGGAGGAGCCCAGACCCGAGCCUGUCCUGGUGAAGAAGGCCCAUAGGGAGAUCCUAGACCACGAAAGGAAGAGGAGGGUGGAGCUGAAGUGCAUGGAGCUGCAGGAGAUGAUGGAGGAACAAGGGUACUCUGAGGAGGAGAUCAGGCAGAAGGUCGGCACCUUCAGACAGAUGCUGAUGGAGAAAGAGGGGGUAAUCACCAGAGAGGGAGCACAUAUACGCCCACCGGUCAAACACAUGGUUCAUGGAGAGCAUGGGGAGGAGCAGACCGACCCAACCCUGGCUGAAGGUUACCAGGAGGACACAGACUGGCAUGGAGACUACUACGAUAAAGACGGUUAUAGAAUGAAGAGAAAAUCUAGCAGCUCUCCAUCUCCUCGACCAAAGAAGAGGAAGAAAAAGAAAUCUGGUCGCAGAAGGAGUCGGUUCGACAGCUCCUCUCCCUCCCGCAGAGAGAAGAAGAAGAAAAGUGGAAAGAAACACAAGCGAGACAGGUCGACGUCUGGUUCCAGGAGAAAGAGGAGAUACAGAUCCGGUAGCCCAAAGAACAAACAGAAAGACAAGAACAAAACCAGAAAGAGGUCCCCAGUAGAGUCCCCCAGUAGGAGGUCUCAACGUAGAGGCAGCUGCUGUAGCUCCCGCAGUGCAUCACACUCCUCCACAGGCCACAGCCCCUCCAAGUCCCCCAGCAGGCCCAACUCCAAGCAUAAGACAGACGGACACAAGGCCUGUGUGAGCCCGUCCCCGUCUCCCGGUCCUGGCGGUCCUGACGGUCCUGUCGCGUGGCACAACGGGCACCACCACCAAGACCACGCCCGCAACGGCAAAGCCGGCAGACUCAACCAUAACCACGUGGCCGAGGGCAACAAAGGGCAAGAUAAGCUGAGAAUGCUGACUGCUGCUACUCCGGGAGACCAGUCGACCAUGAUGCUGCCUCAGCUGAGAGGAGGAGAGCACAAGACCCACAAUGCCCUUUACAGGACCCCAGGAGGAGGUUCUGCAAUCCAGGCUGGACAGGCUGGAGAGGCCCUACACGGAGAGGAAAGGCAGUCGAUAGGGUCGUCGGGCAGACGGGGAGGUCACAGAGGUCACAGAGCUCAUGGGAAGAGCUCCCAUUCGCCAGCUCACAGCAGUGACUCCGCACACUCUCAACGUAACCUGCAUCCUCACAGAGGAAAAAGCUCUCACCGGAAGAAGACUAAAGGGGGCCACUCGUCCAAGCGGCACCACCAUGGGGUUCGGGGACAGGCCCAUCACCAGAGCCAGUCUGGCUCCCCGGGGCGGCACCGCCACACAUCUGGGUCAGGCAGGAAGAAGAGUGAGUCUCGGGGGCGCGGUGGCAUGGGGGUCCGACAGCGUAGCAGCUCUUGGAGCUCCGGACGCUCUUCAUCACGCUCCGGCUCCAGAGAGAGAGGCCCCAGCAAGGCCAAGUCCCCCCACCCCCAUGCCAGACAGAACAACUCCAGGGAGAGAGACAGCCCUCACCACUCUGAUGCUGACCGUGCUCGCCGUCGCUCCAGAAGCUAUUCUCCCAUCAGGAAGAGGAGACGAGACUCUCCCAGCUUCAUGGAGGCUCGCAGGAUCACCAGCGCUCGGAAGCGGCCUAUCCCGUACUACCGUCCAAGCCCCUCCUCCUCCAGCUCCAUGUCUAGCCCCUCCCACUCGGAGAGGAGUCGCAGCCAUGACAGCUACAGCAGCUAUAGCCGCAGUCACAGCCGCACCAGGAGCCACAGCCGCUCCCGCAGCCGCAACCACAGCUACUACAGUCGCAGCAGUUACGAGAGCCCCGGCUUCUGAGGAGAGAGAGACAGAGAAAGAAAGGGCGAGGGAGAAAGAGAGCGAGCGAGGGGGUAGAUAGAGAGGGAAACAGAGAGACAGAGAGAGAAAGACAAGAUUAAAUCAUGUAAUGUAUUCGUAUGUCCCUGAAUGGUUCAAACACAGGGCCAGACCUCUGGUCCAUUUUUACCCUCAGUCUCCAUCUCUGUAUGCUUCAUGUUAACCCGCGUUAACCCGCAAGUAUGGGUAGCUGCUGCCCAUUAUGGUGACCGGAGUAUGGGCAUUGGGUGUUUAGAAAGCGAAUAAUCUAAUUGGGCAGAUUUGUUGCCACUCAAGACCAUUUUGCGUGGCUGAUUGGGCUGCACGAUGAGUCAACCAGUGCACCGGUGUUGUAUCAACAUGCCUGCUGACUUAAAGUGCUUCCUACUGGGUAUCACGGUCGUGUCGCUGACGGUAUCUUACGUGGACAUUUUUUCACACCGGUGCAGCCUUGACAAGAAAUAGCUCAUAUUGAUAACCAUCUAGAUGUCACCUUGAUGCAGUCUACUACUCAAUGGGAAGGGCAUGAACGUCAAGAACACCGCGACUCCACUACCUAGUAGGCACUAUCAGGGUGACAGUCACAGUAAGCACACGUGUACAACGCAUGAAGCAACAAUACACCCAUCAUCAAUACCUUUAAUCUAAAAUAAACAGUCGUCAGUUUUCUAACUGAAAGUGUACAAUUAUUUGUGUAAAACUAACACUGAAAUACAACUCCGACUCAAGCAGAAGUCCAAACUCUCGCGGUAUGGUAGGUCAGUGUACGGCAGUAGCGUGGUACGAAACGGAAACAACAACAAAAACUGCUCAGUCAAAACCUUCUAACCUACAGCAGAGCGAUUCCGACACACCCACUCCUUUCCACACGCCCACUACUUUCCUUUCGACACACCCCUCUCCCAUACUCCGGUCGCUUUAUUGCUACCCCUUUCUCUUAACCUGAGCCUGGAUCAAUGGAAGGAAGAGGGAGGUUUUUAAUAUUAUAGCACAUUCAUUUGAAAUAUCCUUUUUUUUUCCACAAGGAAAAAAAUCGAUAUAUCAAAUGAAUGUGCUAUAAUAUUAAAAUGGAUGCAACACACUGGUAAUUAUUUAAAAUAACAUUCCCCGGAUCAUGGUUUUAGAAAAUAAAUGAUAAAGCCUAAAGAACAAGUCUGUAAGCACUUUCUCCAUAAUCUUCCACGGAGCAAAAGUAACCAGAAAAUAAGUUGUUAUUUUAUUUGAUAUAUUCUGACAUUGGGACACUUCAUGAGUUUGUGGAAGAAGAGGAAAAUAAGAGACACACAUGGAAAAUAAGUCAAAUUAAAUCAAACAGUACUGGGCCAUUUUUUUCUCCAAUGUCAUUACAUAAUUUCCCCAAAGACACUAAUGCUCUAUUUUAGGAACUUGAGAGAUCAAGAGAAGCGAUAAAGAACAAAACAAAAAUCGGCUGACAACUUAGCACACAGAAGGGAACUAACUGGUGUAUGUUUUUUUUUUUAAAGGUUGUAGCAUAUAUGUCAGGAUAUAUAAAUGAUUCUAAACUGUAAGUUCUGGCUUGUAAACUAUGCACUGUAUAUUCCAUGUGAUUUUGAAGAGGCUUGUUAUUUGAUGGUGACUUAGUAUGAUGAUGCACCAGGAAGGAGGAAGGGUGCUACUUGUACCAGAGAGCCCUGCUGGCUGCCACUAUAGGUCCCAGGGUGCAUCUGUCACGGACACUACAGCACUACAGGUCCCAGGGUGCAUCUGUCACUAAAGUACUACAGCUCCCAGGGUGCAUCUGUCCUCUCUCCGCCCAUUCUGAUCUGUAUUGUACGUGGCGUACCAGACCUGUAAUUACACACAGAGGCAAGAAGGGAUAUAAAAACCAAUGUAUUAUUAUGUACUUUUCCUCUCUUCACUAUUCCACUAUUUAUUGUGUUCAACCUAUUAAAGCUGCAAUAUGUACAUUUUGGGGCGGCCUGACCAAAUACACAUAGAAAUGUGAGUUAUAGAUCUGUCAUUCGCAUUGAAAGCUUGUCUAAGAAGCAGUAGAUCUGUUCUAUGUGCGCUAUUUCUAUUAUUCCUGUUCUUAGGUUUCGUUUUUGCAUCUUUUACUUUCGGUUUUGUACACCAGCUUCAAACGGCUGAAAAUACAAUGUUUUGGGUUAUUGACAAUAUAUUUCACAGCGGUUUAGCUGGUACAAUGAUUCUCUACACUAUGCAUUGCGUGUUUUGUCACGUAAACUGAAAUUAGGCAAACUAUUAGAAUUUCUGCAUACUGCACCUUUAAUGUAAAUACUACUGUACCUCUUCUGCAAUGACCAAUGAGGUGAAGUCGCUCUGUUAAGAUACUUCAGAAACCUUCUGCAAAAGCAUCCAUGUAUUCUUGUGGUUCUAUAUUUUACCCACAGCUAUUUAUUAAAUUAUUUAUUCCAAUUAUCUAUUAAGUUAUUUAUUGUUUAUUUAUUUGAGAAUUUAUUUGUUUUGUCUCAUCAAAUGUUUUUAAAGCAAUUUGAAGAAUCGAAUUGCUGCAAAUGUAUGUAUUCUCAUCUCUGAAUAUACAGUAUGUCCAUUGAUGUUUUAACCUAAAUACUUUUUAUUUGUGAUGAAGGCUUCUGCUUCCUUUAAGAAUAGGGGAGUGAGCUGAGUUGGCGGUAGCUUGUUUCUACGGCGGUGUUCCCUUACCUGAUGUAUUUUAUAACGCUCUUACACAGGGUUCAUUACAGUACUGGAACAGUCCACCGAGACCAUGUAUUAAACGUUUGUGUUGAUGCAAUCUUUUGUUCUUCUGCCUGUCUGUUUCCUGGUGCAGGGGAUACAUAGUUAAAGUUACGUAGAGGGGCUGUUACUCUGCAGGGCUCCAAAGGUCCACUUCUACCAACUCCUUCUGUCCAAAACGUUGAUCAGGCCUGGAUUAUCUCCCUCCAGACAUAGAUGGGUUGAUUGGGCUAGUUUGUUGUUGGUCUAACCAAUCACAUUGCCCCUGCUGUAACAGGCUGGCCCUAUCCUCUGCACCCUGCUUCUACCAGAGGUGUCCUAGUAACUUGCUCUGACCUGGCAUGAGGUCUCAGACAGAGGGUCAACUCAUUUUGCAAGCCGGUGGUCAGCUAAACUACGUACACAGCAAAUGCCCCUGCUUUCAAAACGCUUGAACCCAGACACAGGUAGUCCCACAAGAAGCCCAUCAUGUUCCCUGCCUCAGUUUAUUACUCUGUGCUGAUAGGACAGCUGCUGGUGAUGAUGCAAUCAGGGAACCCCUUCAGUCUUCCUUCCCAUUCGUCAUGCCUCCUGUCACUCAUGCAGUGUUACAUUCAAAAUGUAACCAGAGUUACUGUAACCUAGUAUGAUAUUAAACAAAACCUGUUCCGAUAUUAAGAGUACAGCGCUAAACCUUUGGAUUGUAUACAAGUCAUUUAGUUGUAGUGUAAAAGUUAUUAUACAGGACAAUAAAUAUAAACCAAUGAAAAAUGAG
Molecule: messenger RNA, 5611 nt
Organism: Oncorhynchus mykiss (rainbow trout)
Lineage: Eukaryota; Metazoa; Chordata; Actinopteri; Salmoniformes; Salmonidae
Molecular function (GO): mRNA binding
Source: RefSeq, a predicted model, not a curated record